AUCUCACCUCACGCCUCGCUCCUUCCGACCCCCGCCUUCUCCCGUAAAACCCCGCCCCCUCCCCCCCCCUCCUCGCUCCCGUUCAACAAAGCUAGGGUUCGCCCCGAUUCUGGUCCCGAUCCAUGGAGCCCCGGGAUGGGGAUCUCCAGGACGCCUACUUCCCCCAUCCUUUCGACGACGCCGUCGUCCAGCGGACGCCACCUCCGCCGGUGUCUCCGGAUGACGAGGAGGCCGACCAGGGAGACGCACAGGUGGCCGGUGCCUACGAGAUGGACGACUCCCAGCUCGUCAGCUCACCCUUCGCCCUUUCGCCCGCGUUCGAGCCGAGCCAGGAGGACGCCGCGGGGGAAGAGGCCCUGCCGAUGAGCGAGGCGGCGGCUGCGGUGGCGGCGGUGGAGGCCUCCGGCCCCGUGAAGCGGAAGCGCGGCCGCCCCCCGAAGGCUCACGGCGCCGGCAGGGUGCCGGUGCCGAAGAAGAAGAAGGAGGAGGAGGAAGUGUGUUUUAUUUGCUUCGAUGGUGGUGAUCUCGUGCUAUGCGAUCGUAGGGGUUGUCCCAAGGUGUAUCACCCGGCUUGCAUUAACCGGGACGAGGCCUUCUUUCGUUCGCGUGCCCGCUGGAACUGUGGAUGGCAUAUAUGCAGCACCUGUCAAAAGGCUGCCACUUACAUGUGUUUUACCUGUACGUAUUCUCUGUGCAAAGCUUGCAUUAGAGAAGCUAGAUUUUUUUGUGUUAGGGGCAACAAGGGAUUCUGUGAAGCCUGCUAUAGGACUAUAAUGUUGAUAGAAUCUAAUGGACAAGAUAAUGAGGAAAAGGUUAGGGUAGAUUUUGAUGAUAAGAGUAGCUGGGAGUAUUUGUUCAAAGUGUAUUGGUUAACUCUUAAAAGAAAGCUAUCAGUAACAAUUGAGGACCUACAUAAUGCUAAAAAUCCGUGGAAAGGAUGUGAUACUUCUAUGUAUAAUGAGGAAACUUCUGAUGAGUUAUAUAAUGCUAAUGAUGACCAAGAAGCUAGCUCUGACAGCACUCCAGGGCAUCAUGAAGGUAGCAUUUCCUCACGUAAAAAAGUUCGAAAACGUUCUAAGAAAUCUGCUGAAAUUGAAGUUCCGGCCCAGGAUGUUGAUAGUGAAAAUAAAUCUUUGUCCGAAGACAGUAAAUGGGCUUCGCCAGUGCUCUUAGAAUUUGUAGCACACAUGAAAAAUGGUGAUAAAUCUGUUCUGUCUCAAUUUGAUGUUCAAGCCCUUUUGCUGGAUUACAUCAAACGAAAUAACCUUCGUGACCCUCGUAGGAAAAGUCAAAUCAUUUGUGAUGCAAGACUCCAAAAUAUGUUCGGUAAACUACGUGUUGGACAUUUUGAAAUGUUAAAGCUUCUGGAAUCACACUUUUUAAUCAAAGAGGCUCCGCAGAUAGGUAUGGAUGAUAACCAAGGGGGGACUAUAGAUUCUGAUUCUGGUCAAAUUGAUGCCGAAGAACACAACAUGACAAGUAUUGGUUCUGAUAAGCGGCUGAAGACCCGCAAAAGAGUUGGGGAGAGAGAACUGCAGGCCAAUCUUGAUGAAUAUGCAGCAAUUGAUGCCCAUAACAUCAAUCUGAUUUAUCUGCGUCGCAAUUUAAUGGAGGAUCUUAUUAAUGAUGACAAUUUCAGCAAAAACGUUGUUGGCUCUUUCGUGAGAAUAAGGAUUUCUGGUGCAGGUCAAAAGCAAGAUAUGUAUCGACUUGUUCAAAUUAUCGGCACACAUGUGCUUGCAGAAAAAUAUAAAUUGGGCAAGAAGACGACAGACAUUGCACUGGAGAUAUUGAAUUUAAACAAGACGGAAAUCUUAUCUAUUGAUUCCAUCUCAAAUCAGGAUUUUACAGAGGAGGAAUGCAAACGCUUGCGACAGAGCAUAAAAUGUGGCUUGAUUAAUAGGUUGACUGUGGGGGAUCUUUUAGAAAAAGCUCAGGUUCUCCAAGAAGUGAGAGUUAAAGAUUGGUUAGAAAAUGAGAAGUUACGACUCAGUCAUCUUCGUGAUCGGGCAAGUGAAACAGGCCGCAGAAAGGAGCUUAGAGAGUGCAUAGAAAAGUUGCAGAUUCUGAACAAACCUGAGGAAUACCAGCGUAGAAUUAGAGAAGUUCCAGAAAUACAUGUUGACACCCAUAUGGAUCCAAAUUAUGAAUCUCCAGAGGAAGAAGCAGAUAAUAAGAAAGAAGAUAAUUUUAACAGGUCAAGGGGGUCUUUAUCUCGUAGGAAGGGAAAAGAGUUAAUUUCUCCGGGCAGAAGAGGGUCCAUCCCAAAUUACCAUUUGAAUGAUGCGACUAAAAGUUUGAGUACCAGUUGGACGUCAGGUACACAAACAGGAGGUGCAGAAGAAAAGAUAGAAACCAUAGUUGCUCUAGGUGAUAGGAAAUGUGAAAUAUCACGGACUGAGAGUAAUAUUGGCUGGACAGACAGCUCGGGAACUCUGAUGAAUGGUAACAAACUUGUUACUGGUGUUGAACAUCCAUGCGGUGUUGCACCUGACACUAUGAUCUCCUCUCCUGGAGUUCCACUGCCAUCAAAUGUCUGCGAGAGUGAUAAGGUGUGGCAGUAUCAAGAUCCUUCAGGAAAAAUCCAGGGACCUUUUUCAAUGUCACAGUUGCGCAAAUGGAGUUCUACAGGUUACUUCCCACCAGACCUUAGGGUAUGGCUAAAAUCUCAAAAGCAAGAAGACUCUAUGUUACUGGCUGAUGUACUGCCAGAGUUCCUGAAAGACACACAACAGAAAGAACCUCAACUUACUAAUUUUAGCCAGCCCACAAAUUUUGUUGCUGAAGCAAAUACAGGACAUAACUGGGAUAUAGUUUCGAGAGGGGACACCAAUCCACCAUCUGUAGGUAUCAAGCAAAACAACCACUGGAGUGCAAACCAGAAUGAUAUUACCAUGUCCAUUGCUGGUUACAAAAUGUCAAAUGUUGAUAGAUGGGCUCCUCAGGCACCUAACUACAUUGAACCAAGGAGGGAGUUGAUGAUAACUGAGGAAAGAAGGAUCGGGAUAUCUCCAAGAGCUUGGGAAUCAACAAAGGAUUCUAAUGCUUGGUAUGGCCAACACACAAGUCAUAACAACCCAAGCACCAAAAUUUCUGUUCCAUUUGCUGGGAAUCCAUAUGAUACACCAGCCUACCAAGUUACAGGGGGGCAAGCAAGUAAUGCUGAGGGACGGAACAGGAACCAGGAGCAUGGAAGUUCAUGGAGCUCAUUUAGAUCCAAGCCAACAAGACCUAGUGACCAGGGUUACGAUGAGCGACAUUCUAAUUGGAGCUCUUCGGGCCAACAUUCGUAUCAAGUUUCUGCACAAUACCAGCAAAUCCAACCGGUGAGUUAUUCCAAAAGACAAUGGGUGAAUGAUGCACACAAUCCACCUACUCCUACCCCACAGCCAAGUGGCAUGGUCUGGACAAGGGACCGAGAUCAUCUGAGUGCAUCUUCCGCAGCUGCUGCUAUUUCUGUUCAAUCAGUGGGCUGUGGCUGGGAAGCCACUCCAAGUGCUGAGUUCAGUGAAUUUGAUCAGUUGGCCGCUGAGUCCAUGGAAGGCAAGGGAAGUGUUCCAGAAAUGACUUCCGCUGGAGGCUGGGCCAAGACAUCUUGUAAUUUGCUUAACCAAUCUGCAGCACGAGAGGUUUGGGGUUCAGGGUCCACUGCAUCAUUAGCAACUUCUGGUGCUAAUCAGAAUUUUGGCAAGGUGGACAAUUUGGAUGAACCAUCAUGGGCUAGUAAGCAGGAGAAGCCUUUUGAAUCUAAUGCAACUACUUUAAGUGGUUCCUUCACGAAAAAGAGCCAUUUUUUUGAAAGCUCUUGUCCUAGUCCAACUCCAAGUAGUGAGAGGGAUGACAUUCCUCUGUCCCAGAUAAGUGAGCCUGAUCCCGACGAUAAGUGGAAUGAAGCCUCUGGAACUCCAACUGCAGAAAGUGAGGCAAUAGCUCCUGACACUACAGUUCUUGCAUCCAUGCCGUUAGAUCUGAGUGUUCUUUCUUCUCAGGUAGUCAGAUCCAUGGAUGAAAUGGCAGAUCAAAGCACUGAGAUCGAAAAUUUGUCUCCUUUUUCUUCUGCAACAGAGAACAAUCAGCUUUCUCUUGCAGGAACAAGUGACGACCUGGGAAACCUUCCUUUAAGUACUAUACCUGCAGCUAAACCUGAUGCAGUGGAGUCUGUUUCAGUUCAAGAACCAGAUUCAAUGGUGGGUUCCCAAGUAGUGUCCGAACUGAAGGAAGCCAAAUAUGACCUAGAUGGUUUACAUGCCAGUGUUUCAUCUUCAGGCAGUGGACUAGAUCAGAAUCAAGCUAAAAAUCUAGAAUGCUUUUCUGGUUCCAAAUGUGUCUUGGAAGAUACGAAGUUGCCAUCUCCAACGCCAGCUUCUGAGCCUUCUGGACGGGUACUUGCUAUUGAUUCUACUUCAGGAAAAAGCCAAAGUGACACAUUGGGCUCAUCUGAUGUUUUUCUUGCACCACUAUCUCCAAUCAGAUCAGAUCCAUCUACAGGCCCUGCAGCAUUUGGAAACCCUGCGUCCAGCAUGGCUGAAGGUGCUUCUGACAAAGGUUGGACUCAAGGGAGUGCAAACAUCAUUUGGGGAAUUUCUGGGCAACGACAGACAAGUACGGAAACAGGUUGGAUGAUGCCCAAGCAGAAAAGGACUAGUGCAAAUACAAGUUGGGUGACACCAGCACAGGGAAAUAGAGAAGAAAAUUUAGGUUGGGUAACCCAAGGAAACAUGAACCCAAAUGCUGGAUGGGGAGUACCUACUGCAUCAAGCCCAGGUUCUAAUCUGGAAGAAAGCAUCAAGGCGAACUCCGAAGCAGAGACCGGUUGGGGAGUGCCAGGAGCUGGAAAUAUAAACUGGAGUCCACAGAAACAACAGGGAGAUGACGACACUGGUUGGGGAACAGCACUUGGUAGUAACAACGCUGGCUGGAGUUCAUCCGCCGGGUAUCAUGACGUCUUGAUCUCACAAAAGAGGCAUGGUGGAGACAGGUACCACGGAGGCAGAGAACCAGGUCAUGGUGGUGGGAAUAACCCACGAAACAAGACAUACAUUGGAGGUGAUGGAGGUGGAGGGUGGUCGCAACCACCUCCUAGAGGACAAUGGCAAGGGCUUGGCCGUGGUCAUGUCCAGCGAGGAGUGUGCAAGUUCCACGAGAGUGGACACUGCAAGAAGGGUGCAUCAUGUAAGUAUUUGCAUCGAUAACUUGAGGUGUAAGAUUUUUGGCCCUCUUUAUUUUCUUCUCUUUUUUCUUUCUUCUAAAUUUCUACCUCUAACAUUCCCCCUCCCCCUCCCCCUCCCUGGUGUUGCACCAUCAAAGACUUUGCCUGUCCAUGCCUUGUGUCUAAAUUACAUGAAAUCAGAAUGCAUAAUCUCAACAUAUUUAAGGUGUGUCCACUAUUUGAACACUCCGUUUAGGUGGUUUUUAUCUUUGUAAGCUACGGUAAGAGUCAUUGAAGCAUGACAGGAAAGGAAAGGCAGGGCAAGCUGAGAUGAUUAAAUAUGAAUUUGACCCACUGAUAGGGUUUCUUUUUUAUA
This is a messenger RNA of Musa acuminata AAA Group (dessert banana), 5525 nucleotides long. Its product is annotated as zinc finger CCCH domain-containing protein 19-like. The coding region runs from base 123 to 5192 and encodes 1689 amino acids. Gene Ontology annotation, molecular function: protein binding; metal ion binding; DNA binding. The transcript has 10 exons. The record is from RefSeq and is a predicted model, not a curated record. NCBI's taxonomy places the organism in Eukaryota, Viridiplantae, Streptophyta, Magnoliopsida, Zingiberales, Musaceae.